This is a messenger RNA of Schizophyllum commune H4-8, 771 nucleotides long. RefSeq lists its product as uncharacterized. Bases 1 to 771 code for a protein of 256 amino acids. NCBI's taxonomy places the organism in Eukaryota, Fungi, Basidiomycota, Agaricomycetes, Agaricales, Schizophyllaceae. The record is from RefSeq and is a predicted model, not a curated record. The transcript has 7 exons.
AUGCGCUCUACACGCGACUCUCAAGCCUGGGAGACCGGGGGAACCAUGGUCGGCACGAUGGCGAGGACGUGGCGCGGGCAGUCGAGGCCGCCGCUUGCAAUGCAGAACGAGGCUGGGGAUGGAUAUCGCUGCAGCAUCCCCUGCUCCUCUGAUGUUGGGAACAAGGUUACUCAUGCCCCAGCCACCUUCGUUUCCUACGACCCCGAACCACCGGAGGCACGUGUACGCACCCCUCGAGCGAGAGAAGCAAGCGUGAAGGCCUCCACCCUCGCACCUCAUUCGCUCAGGCUCAGUGGCAGUUCGCGCCAGAAUUUGGGCCUCAACCCCGCGCUCCUGAUGCUGACUUUGUAUCCUUGUCGAUUUAUCGACUGCCGGAGGCGCGCGCGCGGGUUCCUAGGCAAAACAAGCGAAGAGGGUGAUACCCUCACCCCUCUGACGGCCUUCGCGCGGGGUCAGGGAGGGGUGCCUCGUGCUCAUUCAUCCAGGAGGGGCUUGAAAUUAGUUGUUGCUGACCCCUUCGUUCACGCGAUUUUCGUUGUGCCCGAACCGCCGGAGGCAUGCGCGUGCUACCUCGGUGAAGAAUGCGGCAGGCUUGGGAUACCUCCACCCUCGCGCGGGGCCAAAUGGAGACCGCCAGAGGCAUGCGCGCACACCCUCAGUGAAGGAUGCGGGAGGGCUCAGAAAGGCCAUGGGGCACCCCAAUUGUCGAGGGAAGCUCUUUGCUCAUCCCACGACGAAUGUAAAGGCAACAACGAAGCCCUCGCGUGCUGA